AUGGAUCCCAUCAAUUUCAAUGGAGAGUGGAGUGCCUCUGAGAUCCAAAUAGUGAGAUCACUCAUCGCUAGGUACAAUGCCAACAAUAGUUAUGUUGGUGACAUGAACAAGAAGAACAAUGAUAUUGUUAAUGAAAUCCAAGCAAUGUUCCCCUUGAAGGCGAAGCAUCAGGUAAUCCGCUUGUAUGCUAAUCUUGUGGUGGAGAUGAUACAAAGCGGCACUGGCAACAACACCUACCACUUUGUAGAGGCAAGCGAGAACAUUAUGAACAACAACUAUGAAAUUCCAGUGAAGGAUUCAACUAUGAACAACACUAGGGUGGCACAAGAUGUCCCAUGUGGGCACCCCGCUCCUCAAAUGAAGAGUCCGCUCACCGAAUUUGGGACCAUGGAGAAGCACAGGAAUGAGGUGACCAGGGACGUUGUGGACCACAACUUUGAAAUUCCUAUUAAGGAUCCAACCAUGGACAACAUAAGGGCAGUACAUGAUGUUCCACGUAGUCAACCCGCUCCUCAGAAGAAGCUCACCGGGUUUUGGAACGAGGAGGAGCACAGGACUGUGGUGUAG
Panicum virgatum (switchgrass) is the source of this 567-nucleotide messenger RNA. RefSeq lists its product as uncharacterized. The transcript is spliced from 3 exons. NCBI's taxonomy places the organism in Eukaryota, Viridiplantae, Streptophyta, Magnoliopsida, Poales, Poaceae. Bases 1 to 567 code for a protein of 188 amino acids. The record is from RefSeq and is a predicted model, not a curated record.